AUAAUUUCGCACAUUUUUGAAUGAAAAAUGGCCCAGGCUAGCUCUAUGAAAUUGUUGGGCUCUCGCAACAUGAGUUGCAUAGUGGAGCGAAUGGAAUGGAAUAAUAAAAUGGAUCUCAUUGCGUAUGGCACCGAAAAAGGCGAGGUAAUCAUACAACGUUUAAAUUGGCAAAAGAUUGUGACAUUUCCCACGCCUGGCGAAGAUGUGCGCGUGCGUUCCCUGAGCUGGCAAAUGGACGAAACUCUAUUAGCCGUUGGCUAUAGCAAUGGCAAGGUAGCUCUGCUCGAUGCGGAGAGCGAGACUAUCAUAUCGGGUUUGAUUUACGAGGAUGACAUCAAGAAGGUAUACUUUAGCAAGGCCAUAACAUGCAAGGAUAAUUUGUGGAGCUACAAAUGCCAUUCGCGGGACCGGCACAAACGUUUCCUGCCAAAGCUACAACCAUUGACAAAUAUUGACCCCUGCCUGAAGACACUCGAUCAGAAAUCAUUUCCCAAGGGCUCACCUUGCUUUCUGGUCGUGAUUAUGCGCAGUGGCAAAGUCCAUUUACUGCUGUUGGGCGCUUUGCAGGCAGGCAGCAUUGAUCUCACCCAGCAUGUGAUGCAUCCGGAACAAUUUGAUGUGUACGAUGUGCGUUUAAAUGGGGAUUUUAAUGCCAUUUACGCGCUGCUCCGCGAUGGUGAACAGCUGAAGGUGCUACAUUUUCACAAUCAGGUGCUGCAGGACAGCAUGGAACCUAUGCUGGAAUUGGCCACAUAUUGUGCGCACAUACUCGAAACGAAGAACUACAUAAACGAUACCCUACAGUGCAUAACAGAGGCCUGGGAAACGGUGCAAUUUGAAAUGGACAACAAAUUGACAAAGUAUGCCAAUUCUCAGGCAUAUGGCAUGAUUUCGGCACAUUUUAUGGAGCUGCACGUUUUCGGAUUUGCCACACUCGAUUUCGAGGAAUUUCUGUAUGACACCCUGACGGAGAAAGGUUUCAAGAAAAUAGCCAACUCUGUGGAUCUAAGUCUAAGCAACCUGCAGAGCCUGGUCUUUAAGCAGCUAAAUGGCGCCGCAGUUCAUAUGUUCUACUUUAUGAACACGAUUUUGGGAUUCGGACGCAUCGCUCACUAUUUUGAGUCCUUAAUUGUGCCGGAGGUGGCAAACGAUGCGAUGCGCGCAUGUGGCACAUUCCUCAUGAAAGUCCGCGAAAUGCAGCGCCAAAUUGAUUCUCUAGUCAAUGCCAUGAAACUCUUCCACUCCUGGAUGGUAUUCACAAUACUUCGGCUGUCACAUCAGGAAAUACCUGAUGAUAUGGUAUUCACCGAAGAGGAGAAUGCACGACUGAUUGAAUUCUUUCAUUGCAUGGAACCGGACUCCAGCGACCAGGAAACGCCGCCCGCUAAUGAUGGGGAAAAUGGUUCCACUAUCAAGGUUACUCGCAGCAAAUUUAACUUGGAACGCGUUGGUCAGUAUCUGGAGAAUGUCAAUUUGACACAGCCCGAGGAAACUGAAUGUUCGACGCUGUGGGAUCAAAUACUUCAGGAAAAUGAAUGCUUAAGAAAUUCUCGAUUGGUGGUGCCACAGGAUAUAGAUUCAUCGCUGAUACAACAACGUGAGAAAAUGUUCAAUGCCAUCGAUGAAGUAUUCCAUAAGCCGACCGAAAGCAUAAGCGGCAGCUUUAAGCUCAGCUCGUGCGUAAUUAUCGGAGACUUACCGGAAUUUGCCGAUGAGAACGAUGAUUUCGUUCACUGUACCUAUUAUGUGAACGAGAGCAGCGAUCCGGAUGCCAAAUGUGAUAUGCUGGCCGUCACAGUGAGCUGGCAGGAGGUUGUCGUCCUAGAAUUCAAUCCCGAACGUUGCACAUUGCGUUGCACAAGAAUUCAAUUGCAGCCAGGACCAUUUACAAUUCAAUUACAUGAGGACUAUUACAAUUUGCGCUUCGUUGAUUUGCAAUUCUAUAAUGAACAGUCGCUGUCGAUGUUGGCACAGACAACGACGCCCACGCCUGGGGUGCGUCCUCACAGCUAUUUUGUGCAAUUCUCGCUGUCCUCAUCACGCAAUCAGAGCACAUUUCAUCGCCUCGGACCGCUCGUCAAGCUGAUGGAUACCACACUGACGCACAGCAUUCACAACAAUCCCGAGGGGGUAUCUUUUAAGGGUCUGGAUGGCGUUUGCGAAAUGUUGGCCGUUUCGGGCAGUCGAAAAGUAGCCACCGUUCUCUCCGAUCGCAAGCGUAAAAUGACAAUUUUCGAAAUGGAAAACAACGAUGAUGAAGAUGAUGAUACAGAAAUGUCACAGGCGUCGUUCCUCGAAAUUAGCAAAGAGUCUGUAAUGGCCGGCGAUACAGAGAAGAGCGAAUCCAUAUAAUGUAUUUUAAAACCAGGACUUUAAACUGCAAACAUGUGACUUAAUACGUUGAAAGGGACUUUACUGCUAGAUAAUACCUUUAGAAUAUGUGUUCCCACUCAUGAGUCUUCAAAAUGGGAAAAAUUGGC
Scaptodrosophila lebanonensis is the source of this 2480-nucleotide messenger RNA. RefSeq names its product anaphase-promoting complex subunit 4 (gene APC4). The transcript is spliced from 7 exons. Bases 28 to 2352 code for a protein of 774 amino acids. Gene Ontology annotation, molecular function: protein binding. Gene Ontology annotation, biological process: protein K11-linked ubiquitination; positive regulation of mitotic metaphase/anaphase transition; anaphase-promoting complex-dependent catabolic process. Gene Ontology annotation, cellular component: nuclear periphery; anaphase-promoting complex. The record is from RefSeq and is a predicted model, not a curated record. Lineage: Eukaryota; Metazoa; Arthropoda; Insecta; Diptera; Drosophilidae.